Molecule: messenger RNA, 396 nt
Organism: Psilocybe cubensis
Lineage: Eukaryota; Fungi; Basidiomycota; Agaricomycetes; Agaricales; Agrocybaceae
Exons: 3
Coding region: 1-396 (131 amino acids)
Source: RefSeq, a predicted model, not a curated record
AUGCUAUCCAUAUCUUUUUUUUUCUGCAUCUACAUGACCAGCAUACUCAAAGCCUCACGAACAAUGGCUAUUAUGCCUGCACGCGCAUCCAUAACUGGGAUGCGCAGGGGAUACGCCGCUUCGCCUUCUAAAGAAAGUCUUUCGGGAAAGAAAGACAGCAUCUCGCAAGGCAACGUUAACGACCCGUCGAACCUUCAUCAGAAGAGCACGCAUAGCGAGUCUGCACAGGGCGGGAAGGGGACGCGGAAAGAUCAUUCGGGCGGCUCGUUGGAUGCUGCGAGCUCAGGAAAACAGACGAAGCCGAAGGAUACUGGAUCGGGCAAUCCUGAGGGGAUUGGCAUGGUGGAUCAGGUCGGAAGUGCGGGUGGUAGUGCUGAGCACUUUGAGAAGAAGUAA